Messenger RNA from Mycena citricolor, 1057 nucleotides. The record is from the annotation of a GenBank genome assembly. NCBI's taxonomy places the organism in Eukaryota, Fungi, Basidiomycota, Agaricomycetes, Agaricales, Mycenaceae.
CAACACAGUUCUCUUGACCUAAUCAUCAUCAUGCGUCUCCAGCUAUCCAGUCUUUUGGUGCUACCCAUCCUGCGUGCUCUAGCCUCUCAGAGCGAGCAAGUGGUCAUGGAUCAUGACUCUGUCUAUGUUCCCCAGCAAUCCCAACGCCCAUCAUUGGCGGACCUGCUCACCAUCCAGUCGUCCGCAUCCAUCUUCUAUUCCUACGCGCGCGAGCUCGAAACGAGCACCGUGUUCUCAUCUCUGACCCACGAGCCUGUCACCCUGCUCGUCCCGACGAACAAGGCUGUGAUGUCUCUCUCACGCAAGCCUCAUCAAGGUCCGGUUCCCAUCCAGGAUGGUGUCAUCCUUACAGAACAAGAAUACGACUCGCGUUCAAAGGAGAAUGUGGAGCGCUGGAUUUCGGCGCACAUCAUUCCAGAAUCUCCGAUAUCCUUUGACGGCCGAACAUAUCCCACCAUGCUGGAUGGGCGAUCUGUCAUGUUUGAGCUCGCCGAAGGUGGGGAACCCAAUGAGUGGAGUCGAGCCGUCCUUGACGGGCAUGUUCACAUCAUCUCAAAGCAUGAGGCUUCGAAUGGGGUACUGUACUUCAUAGACGGCACCGUGUCCCUCGAUUAAUCUAACUAAACACGUACACCUCUCGUCCCUGUAAUUCCUAGUGUGAGAGCUAAGCUGGCGUUUGCAUGUGGGUAUCUCUAUCUGCGACCGUUGUUGUCGGCCACUGGUGUGCUAUAAAGACAUGGCACUUCGAGGACUAGGAACAAGGACCCCUCGAACGACAUCCUCCAAACCACCCAAUCUACCUGCAUUACCGACACCCAUGGCCUGCGGAUCCAACACCUGUUCCAACUGCACCGCGACUUGCGGCUGCAAAACCAAUGACUGCAAGUGCAACAAAUAGAUGGCGACUUGAUCUCCAUGUCCCGCGCGGGCUUCUGCCUAGUACAGAUCUAUAGCUCUAGUUUCGCUUGAAUCCAGUUUCCUCCUUUGUUGCCCUAUGCGCGUUCGUGAUAGCACAAGUGGCGCGUCAACGGUCCCGUAUGAGUCGACGGCACUCGAC